Messenger RNA from Nyctereutes procyonoides (raccoon dog), 1226 nucleotides. It is a transcript of the gene ZDHHC12, whose product is annotated as zinc finger DHHC-type palmitoyltransferase 12. The transcript is spliced from 5 exons. The record is from RefSeq and is a predicted model, not a curated record. Gene Ontology annotation, cellular component: Golgi apparatus; endoplasmic reticulum. Lineage: Eukaryota; Metazoa; Chordata; Mammalia; Carnivora; Canidae. Gene Ontology annotation, molecular function: protein-cysteine S-palmitoyltransferase activity. Gene Ontology annotation, biological process: protein targeting to membrane; peptidyl-L-cysteine S-palmitoylation. The coding region runs from base 40 to 798 and encodes 252 amino acids.
CCCAGGCGCUUCUUCCGGGUGGGGCCCCGGGCCGAGGAGAUGGCGCCCUGGGCGCUCCUCAGUCCUGGGGUCCUGGUGCGGACCGGGCACACUGUGCUGACCUGGGGGAUCACGCUGGUGCUCUUCUUGCACGAUACCGCGCUGCGGCAGUGGGAAGAGCAGGGAGAGCUGCUCCUACCCCUCACCUUCCUACUCCUCGUGCUGGGUUCCCUGCUGCUCUACCUGGCCGUGUCGCUCAUGGACCCAGGCUAUGUGAAUGUCCAGCCCCAGCCCCAGGAGGAGGCCAAGGAGGAGCAGACAGCCAUGGUUCCUCAAGCCAUCCCCCUUCGGCGCUGCAGAUACUGCCUGGUGCUGUGUUGGGCCCGCAGGGGAGCUGGCAUUGAGCACACCUCCCUCCCUGCCCACAGCAGCCCUUGCGGGCCCGGCACUGCCGGGAGUGCCGUCGCUGUGUGCGCCGCUACGACCACCACUGCCCCUGGAUGGAGAACUGCGUGGGGGAACGCAACCACCCACUCUUCGUGGCCUACCUGGCGCUGCAGCUGGUGGUGCUUCUGUGGGGCCUGUACCUGGCAUGGUCUGGCCUCCAUUUCUUCCAGCCCUGGGGGCUAUGGCUGCGGUCCAGCGGGCUGUUGUUUGCCACCUUCCUGCUGCUCUCCGUCUUCUCUUUGGUGGCCAGCCUGCUCCUCGCCUCACAUCUCUACCUGGUGGCCAGUAACACCACCACCUGGGAGUUCAUCUCCUCGCACCGCAUUGCCUACCUCCGCCAGCGCCCCAGCAACCCCUUCGACCGCGGCCUGACCCGCAACCUGGCCCACUUCUUCUGCGGAUGGCCCUCAGGGUCCUGGGAGGCCCUCUGGGCCGAGGGAGAGGAGGAGGAAGAGGGCGGCAGCCAGGCUGUUUAGGGUCAUGGGAGGGAAGGCCACCAUCCUGUGCCUGAAAACCAAACGGGCUGCACCCAGCUGCGGUCAGCCCUCGGAAAGCCUGGGGUUCUUCACUCCUGCUCGCUCCUCCCAGGCCUCAGAGCAGAGCUGAACGACAGAACCCCUGCCUCAGUGGGCAGUUCUGCCUUCCAAAGGAAGAAGGGGAGGCAGAGGACCUGUGGGGGGCUCAGGCACCAGCAACCUGGGCUUGGAGGCCUCCCACACACCAGGAUGCCUCCAGUGCACAGUUUUAUAAGUUUAAUAAUCCAUAAAGCGAGUCAAGUAUUAAAAAAAAUACCAAACCAA